Molecule: messenger RNA, 622 nt
Organism: Magallana angulata
Lineage: Eukaryota; Metazoa; Mollusca; Bivalvia; Ostreida; Ostreidae
Product: transcription elongation factor 1 homolog
Exons: 4
Coding region: 16-306 (96 amino acids)
Biological process (GO): transcription elongation by RNA polymerase II
Cellular component (GO): transcription elongation factor complex
Molecular function (GO): RNA polymerase II complex binding
Source: RefSeq, a predicted model, not a curated record
GAUAAAGAAUAUGAAAUGAAAGUAAAAUUCCAGAGAACAAAAGUUAUCACAAAUAUGGGUAGAAGGAAGAAGUCGAGGAAACCUCCACCCAAGAGGAAGAUCAUUGAGGCCUUGGACACCAUGUUCAACUGUCCCUUCUGUAACCACGAAAAAUCAUGUGAAGUCAAAAUGGAUCGGGAGAGGAACACGGGAUUCAUAACCUGCACUGUGUGUCUGGAAGAUUACCAGACUAGUAUCAACUAUUUAUCGGAGCCCAUAGAUGUGUACAGCGAUUGGAUAGAUGCAUGUGAAUCGGCCAAUACAUAGCACACGAAUAAUGGGGAGGCGGGUCAUGCAUAGAAUUGUACCACGUGAUUCACAACGUCAUAAAGACUCGUAUUUUAAGCUUGUGUGACAGUUUUAUUGCAGGAUGCAAUACUUUACAAGGAAAAAAUCCAGUUAUUCACACAAAAAGAUAUUUAUAUGUAAAAUAAUGUGGUUUACAUGUUGAUGUCAUCAUGACAAUGGUUUGUGAAUUUUAAUUUGAUAGUUUUUAUGUGUUCAUUUUACGGUAUUUUCUAAUGAUUUCACCAUUCGUCUGUCCAUCUUAUUGUUAUAUUCGUCAAUAAAUAGUCAAACUCUC